Panicum virgatum (switchgrass) is the source of this 4557-nucleotide messenger RNA. RefSeq names its product DNA repair protein RAD50. Gene Ontology annotation, biological process: chromosome organization involved in meiotic cell cycle; telomere maintenance via telomerase; double-strand break repair. Bases 260 to 4255 code for a protein of 1331 amino acids. The record is from RefSeq and is a predicted model, not a curated record. Gene Ontology annotation, molecular function: single-stranded telomeric DNA binding; G-quadruplex DNA binding; double-stranded telomeric DNA binding. Gene Ontology annotation, cellular component: condensed nuclear chromosome; nucleus; Mre11 complex. NCBI's taxonomy places the organism in Eukaryota, Viridiplantae, Streptophyta, Magnoliopsida, Poales, Poaceae. The transcript is spliced from 27 exons.
AAGUCCAAACCCUAAACCCCACGAAGAGGCCAAAACCCCCCAAACCCAAAACCGAGAAAGCGAUUUCCGGCCCCCAUUUUCCUAUUUCUCAUUCCUCUCUUCAAUCACCUUCCAUCAAUCAUCCAUUGCGGAGCCAAAUCAAUAGAUGAAUACCGGAAUAGCAUCCGCAACCUAGAUUCCGAGCAAUCGCGCCUGCGCAGACCGGAGGAGGAGAAGAACCCGAAGCCGGGGAGGAGGAACCGGAGGGUCGCGGGGCAAGAUGAGCACGGUGGACAAGAUGCUCAUCAAGGGCAUCCGGAGCUUCGACCCGGACAAUAAGAACGUCAUCACCUUCUUCAAGCCGCUGACCCUUAUCGUCGGCCCCAACGGCGCCGGCAAGACGACUAUCAUCGAGUGCCUGAAGCUGUCCUGCACCGGCGAGCUGCCCCCCAACUCGCGCUCCGGCCACACCUUCGUGCAUGACCCUAAGGUAGCUGGUGAGACGGAAACAAAAGGGCAGAUUAAGCUGAGGUUUAAGACUGCAGCAGGAAAGGAUGUGGUGUGCAUCCGAUCCUUCCAGCUUACCCAAAAGGCAUCAAAGAUGGAGUUUAAGGCAAUUGAAAGCGUUCUCCAGACUAUAAAUCCACACACGGGCGAGAAGGUCUGCCUCAGCUACAGAUGUGCUGACAUGGAUAGAGAGAUUCCAGCCUUAAUGGGUGUUUCAAAGGCUGUACUAGAGAAUGUUAUAUUUGUCCACCAAGAUGAGUCCAAUUGGCCAUUGCAGGACCCGUCAACGCUUAAGAAGAAGUUUGAUGACAUUUUCUCUGCUACCCGGUAUACCAAAGCUCUUGAAGUCAUAAAGAAACUUCACAAGGAUCAAGCACAAGAGAUCAAGACUUUUAGGUUGAAGCUGGAGAACCUUCAGACUGUAAAAGACCAAGCAUAUAAGCUCCGUGAAAAUAUUGCUCAAGAUCAAGAGAAGUCAGAUGCCUCAAAAUCUCAAAUGGAGCAAUGGAAGUCACAGAUCCAAGGUAUCGAGAAUGAAAUCCGGCAUAUGAAAACAAAUUUGGAUGAACUGAGAGGACUUCAGGGGCAAAUUAGCACCAAAGCAACGGAGAGAAGUACAUUAUUUACACUUCAGCAGCAGCAGUAUGCCACACUUUCUGAGGAGAAUGAAGAUACUGAUGAGGAACUAAUGGAAUGGCAAACAAAAUUUGAAGAAAGGAUUGCAAUACUAGAAACAAAAAUCAGUAAACUAGGUAGAGAGAUGGAUGAUGAAGCAGCAACGAGCUCCUCACUGCCCCAGAAAAUCUCUGAAUUAACACAUGAAAUAGGAAAGCUCCAAGCAGAAGCUGAUGCUCACAUAUCUAUUAAGCAUGAACGAGACUCGGACAUCAAAAGGAUAUUCACCAAACAUAAUUUUGGGCCAGUUCCUGCAUUUCCCUUUACAAAUGAUGUUGCUAUGAACCUUACAAACAGAAUUAAAGCGAGGCUUUCAGAUCUUGAGAAUGAUUUGCAGGAGAAGAAGAAAUCCAGUGACGACCAGUUAGAUGUUUUGUGGAAACACUAUCUUAAAGUAAAUGCUCGCUACUCUGAAAUUGAUGGCCAGAUACAGUCUAAGAUUGAAUCCAUGUCAGGUCUUUCAAGGCGCACUAAAGAUAAAGAGAAAGAACGUGAUGCUGCAGAAGUGGAGCUUUCAAAACUUAAUCUGUCUCGUCUUGAUGAAAGGGAGAGACAUUUGCAAAUUGAAGUUGAGAGGAAGACACUGGCCCUUGGAGAAAGAGACUAUGAUUUAAUUAUAAAUCAGAAGCGGACAGAUAUAUUCAGUUUGGAACAUAAAAUAAAAACACUUCAGCGGGAGAAAGAUAACAUAAAUAGAGAUGCUGAUGACAGAGUAAAACUGGGUUUGAAGAAGGAUGCACUGGAAAGCAGCAAGCAGAAGCUCAAUGAUUUGGUUAAUGAGCACAAGGACAAAAUCAAAAGUGUUCUUAGGUGGGCUCCAGCUGAGAAGGAUUGGAAGAAGGAGAUCAGUCAAGCCUUUUGGCCAGUGGACAAGGAAUACAAUGAGUUAAAAUCAAAAUCCCUGGAAGCAGAGCAAGAGUUUAAAUUGGCUCAGAGCAAGGUGUCUGAUGCUAAAGAACAAUUAACAAAGCUUCGAAAAGAUUUGGAUGCAAAGAGGAGAUUCCUGGAUUCGAAGCUUCAAUCUAUUUCACAGAUAUCUGCUGAUGUUGACAUGUUUCCCAAAGUUCUGCAAGAUGCCAAGAACAAAAGAGAUGAACAGAAAAGAUUAGAGAGUUUAGCAAAUGGAAUGCGACAGAUGUUUUUACCUUUUGAAGAAGUGGCUCGUGAUCGUCAUGUUUGUCCAUGCUGUGAACGUGCUUUUACACCUGAUGAGGAGGACGAGUUUGUAAAGAAACAAAGGAUGCAUAGCGCAAGUACUGCAGAGAGAGUUAAAGCUCUGGCAAUUGAAUCCUCAGAUGCUGAAACUUUUCUUCAGCAACUGGAUAAACUUCGUACUAUCUAUGAUGAUUAUAAGAAGCUGUUAGAAGAAACUAUACCUCUAGCAGAGAAGAACUUGAAUCAACGUUUGGCGGAUGAAAGUCAGAAGGAACAAACAUUCGAUGAUCUUUUGGGUGUUCUUGCUCAAGUUAAAAUGGACAGGGAUGCAGUGGAAGCCUUGUUAAAACCAACUGAUACUAUUGACAGGCAUGCACGUGAAAUACAACAGCUUGAGGAAGAAGUACAAGAUCUUGAAUAUAAACUUGAUUCUCUUGGCCAAGGUGUUAAAUCUUUGGACGAAAUUCAACUGGAGCUGGAUUCUGUGCAGAGGGCAAGGGACACAUUAAUUAUUGAAGUGGAUGAUCUUAGGGAUCAGCACAGAAGACUAAAUGAUGAUUUGGCAAGUGCUCAGGUGAGAUGGCACACUGUUCGGGAAGAGAAGAUAAAAGCUUCACACAUAUUGGAUAGAUUCAAAGAAGCUGAAGCGGAAUUGGUGCGUCUAGCUGAGGAAAAAGAACAACUGACCAUAGAAAAGAAGCUUUUAGAAGAGUCUCUUGAUCCAUUGUCUAAAGAGAAAGAGAGCUUGUUGCAAGAGUAUAAUGCCUUAAAGGAAAGGUUUGAUGAAGAAUAUCAUCGGCUGGCAGAAAGAAAAAGGGACUUCCAGCAAGAACUUGAUGCACUCGGAAGACUCAAUAUGAAGAUCAAAGAGUAUUUGGAUUCCAAGAAAUUGGAAAAGCUUAAUGAAUUUCAGGAAAUGCUUUCUCUUAAGCAAUCUCAGUUACAGAAUUGUGAGGCAAGAAAGCAAGCCAUAUCAGUUGAAUUAAACAAGAGUAAAGAACUACUGCAGGGUCAGGGUCAGUUGAAAAGAAAUAUUGAUGACAAUCUCAACUACAGAAAAACAAAGGCUGAAGUGGAUCGACUUACUCGUGAUAUAGAGUCACUUGAAGAGAGAAUGCUUUCAAUAGGCAGCUCGUCUACUAUAGAAGCUGAUCUGAAGCGGCAUUCUCAAGAAAGAGAGAGGCUUAAUUCAGAGUUUAACAGGUGUCAAGGAACACUUUCUGUCUAUCAGAGUAAUAUUUUAAAGCACAAGCAAGAGCUUAAACAGACGCAAUACAAAGAUAUCGAGAAACGAUACACUAGUCAACUUCUCCAACUUAAGACAACUGAAAUGGCAAACAAGGACUUGGAUAGAUAUUAUUCUGCUUUAGACAACAGUUAUGUGAAAUUUUCCAUAAACAACACGAACACAUUUUCUGCCAGAGCUCUCAUGCGUUUCCACACUAUGAAGAUGGAGGAGAUUAACAAAAUAAUCAAGGAACUGUGGCAGCAGACAUACAGAGGCCAAGAUAUCGAUUACAUAAGCAUCAAUUCUGAUUCUGAGGGUGCUGGCACUCGAUCGUACAGCUACCGGGUUGUUAUGCAAACGGGUGAUGCUGAGCUAGAAAUGCGAGGGCGAUGCAGUGCUGGACAGAAGGUGCUUGCUUCUCUUAUAAUCAGACUAGCACUGGCGGAGACAUUCUGUCUGAACUGUGGCAUAUUGGCCUUGGAUGAGCCCACUACGAAUCUGGAUGGCCCAAAUGCCGAGAGCCUUGCUGCUGCACUGUUGAGAAUAAUGGAGGCCAGGAAAGGGCAGGAGAACUUCCAGCUGAUCGUAAUCACCCAUGACGAGAGGUUUGCCCAUCUUAUCGGUCAAAGGCAGCUUGCUGAGAAGUACUAUCGAGUCUCCAAGGAUGAAAACCAGCACAGCAUAAUUGAAGCCCAAGAGAUAUUUGACUGAAGCACAUACAUAUAUUUCCAACCGAGUGCUGUUAAUUUAUGCCAAAGGUUGGUGCGAAAGCAAGGUUUAGAGGCGGAGAAUUAACAAGCUGUAGGGGGUGUGCCAAUUAACUUGCUAUUGCUAGUUUGGCUGCGUUGCCUUUCCUUUGUUGUAUAUAAAUUGAAAACUGACUAGAGGAUGGACUGUACGCACCGAUUGCUGCUGCAUACAUUUGCCACAUGCCCACAUACAAUAUAUAGCAAUUCUACCUUGGAUCGUGCUAAUUUAUGCGCAAGAAAUACCGACCCAACGAUGGCAUUUUA